ACGCAAAACCUCUCUCUCUCUGUAAUCUCUCUCCUCAUCUCUUCCGCGCCAAGCCCUCUUUCUUUCCAUUUUUCUCAAUCGAAAGAAAGCGCUCUUCAUCUGCCCUAAUUUCUUCUUCUACGAUUUCGAUUUCGAUUUCUCACGCUGCGAAUUCUCGGAAAUGGGUGAAGGGCUCUGUCUGAAAUUGCCUGAGUGAACGAGGAAGGUUGCCAUUGAUCCUGUGUACUGAAAAAAAGGAGUUCCUCAUGGCUUCAACCAGAAAGUCUAGAAUGGUGAAUAAGCGGUUUUCUAAAGUUAAUGAAGAGUCUCCUGAUAAAGAUGGUGGUAAUUCAAACAAAAGUAGGCCACGGAAGAGGAAGUUGUCUGUCAUGCUAGGGUCCCAAUGGAGCAAGGAAGAACUUGAGCGUUUUUAUGAUGCGUACCGCAAGUAUGGGAAGGACUGGAAGAAGGUGGCUAGUGUGAUACGCAACAGAUCUGCAGAUAUGGUGGAGGCGCUUUACAAUAUGAAUAGGGCUUACUUAUCACUUCCAGAAGGCACGGCAUCCGUGGCUGGACUAAUAGCAAUGAUGACUGAUCACUACAAUUUGCUGGAAGGGAGUGAUAGUGAAAGAGAAAGCAAUGAUGGAGUAGGAGCAUCUCGUAAGCCCCAAAAGCGUGGUCGGGGAAAAUUCAAAGCCAACAGCUCGAAAGGAUCAGAUGGACCUUUUCCAGACUUGUUACAACACCAGUCAAUUGCAUCAAGUUAUGGGUGCCUAUCUUUAUUAAAGAAGAAGCGUUCUGGAGGUACCCGACCUCAUGCUGUGGGAAAAAGAACUCCCCGCGUCCCAGUUUCUUACCUUCAUGAUAAGGAUGGCAGAGGAAAUAUUGUUUCCCCAAACAAACAAGGUCUGGAAUCAGCAGUAGAUGCUGAUGAUGAUGAAGUUGCCUGUGUCGCAGCAGCAGCAUUAGCAUUGGCAGGGGCUUCACAAAGAGGAGGCUCGCCGCAGGUAUCUCAUACACCAAGCAGAAGAACAGAGCACAUGAGAGCCUCACCUAUUCGGAGUGGUGAAAGGAAGCAAGCCGAGUCAGAGAUUGCCAGCACCAAGGCCACAGAUGAAGACUGUCUUGAGGGUAGUUUAGGGAGCAGGGAAGCUGAAAAUGGAGAUUUUGCCAAAGAUACAGAAAGCGCUGGUGCAGUGGGAAAUAAAAGGAAGGGAAAGAAGUUUCAAGGAAAGAAACGAAAAGCCCAAGGGAUUGAAAACAAUCAUUUUGAUGAUGUCAGGGAAGCAUGCAGUGGUACUGAAGAAGGGCUUGCUUUGAAAGCUGUCAAAGAUGAAGUCGAUGUGGAAGUUACAGAUGGGAAAGCUGAGGGACCAAGGAAGAGAAGCAGACAACUGUACUUUGAAGAUGAAAGCUUUGACCUAUAUGCGUUACAAACAUUGGCAGAUUUAUCUUUAAAUAUCGAUGCUGAGUCGUCAGUUCGAGUCAAGGAAGAAAAGAGAAAUGUUGAUACUGUUGAGAAGCCUAAUGUACCAGAAGCUACUUCUGCAAACCACCAAAGAGAUAGACCUAUGAUUGGGCCUAAACUGAAAGGGAAACCCUCAGUGGUUGGAGAUGACAUCAACACCACAAAGAAUGCUAAAAUAGGGAAAGAUCUGUCUGUUGAUGUUAGUGCUAAUUCUGAAGGAAAGCAGCAAUCCUUCCAGCCUACUGGUGUGAUACGGAAGAGAAAGCGGAAGUCAGCUGAAAAAGUAAGCACUACGAAAGCUGAAGUUCGUGGUGAUUCUCUUCCAAGUGAAUCUCAGAAGGCUGAGACCAUAGCUGAAGAAGGGAAGAAAUCAGUUAGUAAGGGUAAACGCGCAGGCCAAAUUUUUCCAUCACCCAAACAAGGGAAAUCAGCCAGACCGCCGGAGCGUUCUUCUUCAACUACUGAUCUGGGAAGAACAGGGACAGAUCUACCUGAAUCAACUGUUCAAGUUUCCUCUGUACAUCAAGUCAAUUUACCUACCAAGGCUAGGAGUAGGCGUAAGAUGGAUAUACAGAAAGUAUUGGCGCGCAAGGAGCCAAAGUCUGCUGAGAGUGUUGGAAAUGAUCGACCUGAUAAAUAUUCACAUUUGAUCCAUGACAAGGCAGCUGAUCUUAAGACCAAGCUUUCUCAUUGCCUGUCAUCACAAAUGCUACGUAGAUGGUGUGCGUUUGAGUGGUUCUAUAGUGCAAUUGACUACCCAUGGUUUGCUAGAAGUGAGUUUGUUGAGUACUUGAAUCAUGUCGGAUUGGGCCAUGUUCCAAGGUUGACACGUGUGGAAUGGGGUGUCAUACGGAGUUCUCUUGGCAAACCAAGGCGAUUAUCCAAGCAGUUUUUACGCGAAGAAAGGGAAAAACUCGAAGAAUAUCGUGAGAAAGUUAGAACACAUUAUGCUGAACUGCGUGCUGGUAUCAGGGAUGGGCUUCCAACAGACCUUGCUCGGCCAUUAUCAGUUGGGCAGCGGGUUAUUGCCUGUCAUCCCAAGACGAGAGAAAUUCAUGAUGGGAAUGUGCUAACUGUCGACCGUAACCGGUGCAGGGUUCAGUUUGACCGGCCUGAAUUAGGAGUUGAAUUUGUCAUGGAUAUUGACUGUAUGCCUCUAAAUCCACUGGAAAAUUUGUCCGAAGCUCUUAGAAGACAGAGUAGCAUAGUCGAUAAAUUCCGUGAGAACAAUGAUCUGAAACUAGACAGCCUACACAAGGACAUCAUCAAAUUUCCUCCGAGUGAAAAUUUGGAGAACGCUGAUGGGUUUUCUCAUGUUGCUUCACCUAAUUAUCCCAUGAACACGCUGAUGAAACAGGCUAAAGGCGACACACUUGAUGAUAUCGUACAGGCUAAAGCUACCGCAAAUGAAGUUGCUGCUGCGCAAGCGAUGUAUGGUCAACCUUCUACUUUGGAACAAAUCCAAGCAAGAGAAGCUGAUGUACAAGCUCUUUCUGAGCUGUCCCGUGCUCUUGAUAAAAAGGAAGCAUUGCUGUUAGAACUGAAGCACAUGAAUGAAGAGGUAAUGGAAAUCCUGAAAGAAGGAGAUACUAUUAAGGACGAGCAUUUCAGGAAACAGUAUGCCAUGGUACUUGUACAGCUAAGUGAUGCUAGUAACCAGGUUACUUCAGCUCUGUAUUCUUUGAGACAACGCAACACUUUCCAUGGGAACUCUCCGCCUCCAUGGUUCAGCAGGCCCAUGGUGAAUUCGGGAGGACCUGCUGGGCCACCGAGCUCUUUUGAUCACUCCGCUUUUCCCACUCAAGAUUCAGGAUCGCAAGUAGCAGAAAUUCUUGAGAGCUCUAGAAGGAAAGCAAGGGUGAUGGUAGAUGCAGCUAUGCAGGCCAUGUCCGCGUUAAAGGAAGGGGAAGAUGCUUUUGCAAGGAUUGGUGAGGCCAUCGAUUUGGCAAGUAAUCGGUUUUUGGGUACUGAUUUCGGUGUAUCAGUAGUGAGAUCCUUUACCCCUUCAGAUCAAGGCCAUCGCAGUUCAGCUUACCAUGAUCAAGCUACUUCAUGCACAUCAGAGCCAGUGGCAGUUCACUCGUCUGGCUUGAUGCGGAAUGGUUCUUCUAAUUGGAAUGAAGCACAGCUCCCCUUGGAGCUUAUGUCGUCCUGUGUCGCCACUCUGCUCAUGAUUCAGACAUGCACAGAGCGGCAGUAUCCCCCAGCUGAGGUGGCCCAGAUACUAGAUUCUGCUGUAAAAUACUUGCAGCCCUGCUGUAACCAGAACAGCCAAAUCUACAGAGACAUACAGCAGUGCAUAGGAAUGGUCAAGAACCAGGUGCUGGCGCUCAUCCCGACUCAGACCGCAGUUCUUCCAACAGAGCUCUCCACCAUGUAAAAAAAGAAAAGGUGACCGAGCUCUUUUUAAAUUAAUAUUUUUUUCAACCUUUUUAUUUUGGUUGUCAUUCCGUUUUUCUUCU
Messenger RNA from Magnolia sinica, 3909 nucleotides. RefSeq names its product protein ALWAYS EARLY 2-like. Lineage: Eukaryota; Viridiplantae; Streptophyta; Magnoliopsida; Magnoliales; Magnoliaceae. Bases 246 to 3827 code for a protein of 1193 amino acids. Gene Ontology annotation, molecular function: DNA binding. Gene Ontology annotation, biological process: regulation of transcription by RNA polymerase II; regulation of cell cycle; DNA-templated transcription. The transcript has 21 exons. The record is from RefSeq and is a predicted model, not a curated record. Gene Ontology annotation, cellular component: transcription repressor complex; nucleoplasm.